Messenger RNA from Marmota flaviventris (yellow-bellied marmot), 5393 nucleotides. Its product is annotated as zinc finger protein 709-like. The record is from RefSeq and is a predicted model, not a curated record. Gene Ontology annotation, biological process: regulation of DNA-templated transcription. Lineage: Eukaryota; Metazoa; Chordata; Mammalia; Rodentia; Sciuridae.
AUGAAGUCAGCUGUCUCUGUUCCAGAGGAACAAGAAGGGCCCACUGAAGAAGCAGCCAGAGCCCCCGUGGAAAGCCAGGAGCAAGCUGUGCUUCUGUGCACCGUCUUGGGGCUGCUGCUGGUCGCGGCCUGGGAGAAGUGUGGCCUGGGGAGAGCUCUGGUUGGAACUCACAGAGGUUUCAGGCAGAGAGGGAAGGGGAUUGCCGCUUCGUUCCGGCGGCGCGCUCAGGGCGGGUCUUUGACUGACAGUCAACUUCGGGGGCGGGACGGAGUUGCAGAGCGGUCCAAUCAGGAGCGCCGGCGGGAGGUGGGUCCGCUCCGAACCGCGGGACCUUCCGUUCUGGCUCCGCCAUCUUUGAGACUCUGUGGGCUCCCGAGGUUGCUCUUCCUGUUUGGCCUUGUGACCUCCUUUGACUUCGGCAGCCGUGAGGCGGACAGCAGGACACCCAGAAGCAAGGAGAUGGAGUUGGUGACCUUUGAGGAUGUGGCAGUGAACUUCACCGUGGAUGAGUGGGCUUUGCUGGAUCCCUCCCAGAAGAAGCUCUACCAAGAUGUGAUGCAGGAAACCUUCAGGUGUCUGGCCUCUCUAGGAAAAGAAAGAGACAGCCAGACCAAUGAAGAUGCAUACAAAAAUCCUGGGAAAAAUCUAAGAAGUCAAGUAUUAGGGACACCCUGUGAAGGUAGUGAACAUGGAGACAUCUUCAGCCAAACUCCACAUUAUAUUGAGAACAAUACAACUCUUCCUGGCGCAAAACCAGGUGAAAGCUUUGUGUGUGGAGAAGUCCUCAUUGACGAUUCAUCACCAAAUGUGCUUUUCAGAUCUCAAACUGGACAUAAACCAUAUGAAUAUCAGCAAUAUGAGAAGUCUGUUGUUUAUUACCAGUGCUUGCAGGAGCAUGGAAAGACUCAAAUGGGAGUGGAACAACAUGAACAUAAGCAAUGUGGGACAAUCUUAACUUGUCCUGGUUCCCUUCCAAUACAUGAAAGGAUUGACACUGGAGAGAAACCAUAUAUAUGUACACCGUGUGGUAUAGCCUUCAAUAAUCACAGUACUCUUCGAUACCAUGAAAGGGUUCACAGUGGCAGAAAACCCUAUGGAUGUCAGCAAUGUGGUAAAACCUUUAGUUGUUUCAGUAGUUUGGGAAGACAUGAGCAAAAUCACAAUGGAAAGAAACCCCAUGGGUGUAAGCAAUGUGAAAAAGCCUUCUUUUCUUUGAGUCACCUGCGAAGACAUGAACAAACUCACAAUGGACAGAAACCUUAUGUAUGUGAGCAGUGUGGGAAAGCCUUUCAUUUUCCCUGUUCCCUCAGAAAACAUGGAAGAACUCACACUGGAGAAAAACCCUAUGUAUGUAUAGAUUGUGGGAAAGCCUUCAGUGACUCUAGUUCCUUUUAUAGACAUAAAAGAACUCACACUGGAGAGAAACCCUAUGUAUGUGAACCAUGUGGAAAAGCAUUCAGUUGUUUCAGUACCCUUAAAGUACAUGAAAGAAGUCACACUGGAGAGAAGCCCUAUGUAUGUGAACAGUGUGGAAAAUCACUCAGUUGUCUCAGUUCCCUUAAAUUACAUGAAACAAUUCAUACUGGACAGAAGCCCUAUGUAUGUAAGCAGUGUGGGAAAGCCUUUAGUUAUUCGAGUUCCUUUCGAACCCAUGGAAGAACUCACAACGGAGAGAAACCAUAUGUAUGUAUGCAUUGUGGUAGAGCCUUUAGUUAUUCUUUUUCCCUUAAAUAUCAUGAAAAAACUCAUACUAGAGAGAAGCCCUCUGUAUGCAAGGAGUUUGGAAGAACCUUUAGUUCUUUCUGUUACAUUAAAAUAUGUGAAGGCAUACACAAUGGAGAAAAAUCCUAUAUAUGUAAGGAAUGUGGAAAAGCAUUCAGUCAAACCAGUCAUAUCAUCAGACAUCAAAGAACUCACACUGGAGAGAAACCCUAUGUUUGUAAGCAGUGUGGAAAAGCUUUCAGUGACUCUAGUUCCUGUCACAGGCAUAAAAGAACUCAUACUGGAGAGAAACCUUAUAUAUGUGAACAAUGUGGAAAAGCAUUCACUUGUUUCAGUUCCCUUAAAUUACAUGAAAGAAUUCACACUGGAGAAAAACCAUAUGCCUGUGAACAAUGUGGAAAAGCAUUCAGUUGUUUCAGUUCCCUUAAAUUACACGAAAGAACUCACACUGGAGAAAAACCCUAUGUAUGUCAGCAAUGUGGAAAAUCCUUUGGUUAUUCUGGUUCCUUUCGAGACCAUGCAAAAAUUCACAGUGGGCUAAAACCCUAUGUCUGUAAACAGUGUGGGAAAGCUUUUAGUUACUCUAGUUCCUUUCGAAAACAUGAAAGAACUCACACUGGAGAGAAGCCCUAUGUUUGCAUGCAAUGUGGGAAAGCCUUUAGUUCUUCCUUUUCCCUUCAAAAUCAUGAAAGAACUCACACUAGAGAGAAAUCUGCUAUACGCAAGGAGUAUAGAAAAGCCUUUAGUUCUUCCCGUUACAUUAAAAGACGUGAAAGAACUCAUACUGGAGAGAAACCCUAUAUAUGCAAGGAGUGUGGAAAAGCAUUCAGUCGAUCCAGUCACGUUCUCAGACAUCAAAGAACUCACACUGGAGAGAAACCCUAUGUAUGUAAGCAAUGUGGAAAAGCCUUUAGUUCUUCUAGUUAUAUUAAAAUACAUGAAAAAACACAUACUGGAGAAAAAUCCCAUGUAUACAAGCAGUGUGGGAAAGCUUUCGUUCAGUCCAACUAUGUUCUCAUAGAUGAAAGAACUCAAGGGAAAGUAGCCCUGACCAAAGACUGUGGUAAGACUUCUUUCUUAAACUUUCUGUCAAAUGUGAACAGUGGAGAGAACUUGUAUUAAUGUUAAGUAUGUGGGGAUGCCCGCAGUCAUUUUGUUCAGUAUAUACAUAUAAAUGAACAUAGAAGAGAUGUGCAAAAGCCUUCAGUUGACCCAUGUGUAAGUAUUUGCACUGAACAAAAAGGCUGUGAAUGUGAAAAAUACAAGAAAGUUGUCAUUUAACAGAAAAAGUUUCACUGUCCUCUAAAAAGGCCUCUGGACUGGAAUUCUAAAGGUGUGAUUACUGUGAAGACCUUGAUGCAAAAUAAUUUUGAGUAGAAUGCUUCAGAAAAUGCACCACCUGAAGGAAAUGUACUUGUCAUGAAUUGAUUGUGCUCAUCAGUGGUUUUUUGGGGAGAGGGGAGCAUCUUGUCUUUUACAUGUAGUGUUUAUUUUUCCAAAUGAAUGCAAGCUGUGAAGGGCAUGGACAUAUUUUAUAAAUAUUUCUGCCACCCUCAGUUCCAAAGCCUCAGGGGAGUGCUUGCUUUUGGAGGGAUAAAAGAACCAGCCCUGGGACUCCAGUCUGAGUCAUCUCUGCCUCUGAUGACUGCAGGACCCAAUAAUUCUAUUAACUUCCUUGGGCCUCACAUGAAAUAGAAGUGAGGUUUUGUUUCACCAAACUCUUAAACAACAGGAUGGAUAAGAAAAAGCUUUUGUGAGGCAGGAUGCAAACAUAAAGGAAUUGAUAUUGUUCUCUUUCAUCAGGCAGAAGUGGUGAUACACAGAAUUGGAAUGCUCUCAGUGGAAAAUGAGUGACACAGGAAUUUAGAUACUUCAAGUAGACAUUGAGACUUCAACCAAAGAGAUUCAAGUUUAGAAUAUAUCCUGAAUUUCUGAUUUUGUUUUAGUAGUCUGCCCACCUAGGCUUGGCUCCAUUUUGGCCUGAUGUAAAUUCUUUUAAAAAUCUUUGGUUUGAUUUGUUAGUGAGUAAAGCAUUCUGAUUUGAACCAUAAUUAAACCUAAGGACUCUGUACCCAGAGUCUGUCCCCCCUUAGGAGGGUGGACUUCUACAAGGACCUGCUGAGGACUGGGUAGAAGAGGUCUGCAUCCUGAGUGUCAGUUACCACAAGGUUGAAGUCUCCCUUGGCCCAGGUGAUGAGGGUCAGCAAAAUGUGAGGCUCCUGAACUACUACUUAUUAUUUUAGCUUUAGCUUGGGCCCACACUGACUUGGGUAAAGUUCCUGCUGUCGACUGCAGGAAAGAUGCUGCAAAUGGAGAUGGUUGCAGUAACAAACCAGUCUGCCAUUUCCACUGACUACAGAUCUCUGCUUAGGGUGGCUCCAUUAGGUUGGCUCCACUGAGGUGUUUCUGCCUGGCUUGGAUUGUGGGACUAGCAUGGGGGAGCCAUGGCUGAGUUCUGGGGAGUGACCAGUACCAUGCUGUUGUGGUUCUUUUCUAGUGUGAAUGUCUUAGGGAUCUGGCAGGUUGAGAACAGAGUGGCCAGAACAUCCAGAUCAUCCACUAGGAGAUCCUUACUAUCCCAACACAGGGCACUGCUGGACAUGGUGAAGGUGUAUUCAUCCUCAUUAUCCUGGCAUCUGUGGGACUGCCUUUGGUGUGAUCCUGGAAGGCCAGAAUCCGGUGCGAUCAUAGCUGCCAUCUCUACACUCUUGUACCAUUGUGGUAAGAGGAAGCUGCAAAAUCCUCAGUUUUGACACAGACCCCACUGGCACAGUGCCCGCUGCCAUGGGAAACCUGUAUGGCCAUGUUGUUCCUCUUGAAGAACGAGGUCCUGGAGCCCUGAGAGAAACUGACACUCCUGCAAUUUCUUCUCUCCAGCUCCUGCACUGGUGCAAGUGGAGAGCCUUCUGUGGCACUAUGCCUCUAGCUGAGCUGUGCAUCCUUCCACAUGAGGAUUGGAUGUGAACAAAGUGGGUUAAUUGCAGUGUGAUGAGGCAGAGCAUUUUCUGUCUUGAAGGAGAUGGUAAUUGGAGCUGCUAAGCCCAGCUGAAGAAGAGUAGGCGGUUCUGAGUGACCUGAGUAAAUGUUUCUCAGGGAGUUAAGUACCUUAGGUACUUUUUAGACAGUGAUUUCUUCAGACAUCUGAGAACAUCACAUGGAUGGGGUUCAUCUUCCAUUGGUGAACAUAUGGCUUGCGGGCAGGAGCCUAGGCCAGGAGGUUGUCUCCUGUUUCACGAGCAUGUGCUUUCCCAGUCCAAGCCCUGACAGCCCGCCUAACCCAGGCUACACUCUCACACACAGUCCUUAACUCCCAGGCUGCUGCAAAAAAUGCCCAUCUUUGGAAACCCCAGGCAAAUUGGGAAGACCACAGAAGGCCCUGGCCAUCCCCAGUGUGGUGCAGGUGAAAGGAAAGGGCUCCAGUGGCUCGUUCUUAAUGUAUCUCCACCCUGUGUGUGUCUAAUUUUUACUCAUGAAAGUAUAAAGUUGUGGUGACAUACUUUGUUUUGUUAGGCAGUGGUGGAUGAAUUUAAAUUCAAACCAGGUAAUGGGGUUUUUCUCCUUUUAUUUUGAAUCAUGUUGGACUCAUAGGCAAAUUGAAGUAUAUUUCUAAUGUCAGAGGACUUAAUUUUUAUGUAAUUAUUUUUUUCGCUUUUUGAUGGACCUUUAUUUAU